This is a messenger RNA of Zeugodacus cucurbitae (melon fly), 6872 nucleotides long. It is a transcript of the gene Elk, whose product is annotated as potassium voltage-gated channel subfamily H member 4. Gene Ontology annotation, cellular component: membrane. The record is from RefSeq and is a predicted model, not a curated record. Gene Ontology annotation, biological process: regulation of membrane potential; potassium ion transmembrane transport. Gene Ontology annotation, molecular function: voltage-gated potassium channel activity. Lineage: Eukaryota; Metazoa; Arthropoda; Insecta; Diptera; Tephritidae.
AUAAAUUUUUAUCUGUUUGUGUACCCAUAACCAUACCUCAUAGCUAGAUGUGGGCAGGUGCGCGUUUGCAUCCGCUUUCCUGUUUAUUUGCGUUGCUCGGUGGCGGUGUCGGUGCAACUGGCAGCUGUUGCGCAUUUAGCGCGUUGAGUGUGAACUACGCCAAUUCGUGGAAAUUCAAUGCCAAACGGUAGUUGUUGCCUAUCUGCCGCCAACAACUCGCGUGGCAUAGACGCGUUGCGCUUCUUCGUUUUUUUAUUUUUUGUUUUUAAGAAAAAAGUAUCAAAAAAAGGAUUUCGCGGAUAAAAUAACGCACACAUACAGACGCGUGAAGGUCCUUGCGCGCGAAUUUCGUGGCAUUUCAUGUGUCGAAAGUGUCAAAAUUGUCGAAAUAAUCUGCUGAGGGCAGCGAAUUUUUGCGCUGUGUUACAGUUCUCGGAAAUUUUAAUGUGAAUAUUUUCAAAAAUAGAAAAUUGAAAAUAAUUCCGAGUGCAUAUUUUUGAUAACUCGUUCUGGAAGUUGUAAUCUCCAUGUCUCCGGCGUGCGCUACAUCAUUCAAUUUCCACGUAUUAGUGCCACUAAGCGCGUGUUUUGUUGUAAAAUUUGUGAAAAUUGACGCUUUUGUGUGAGCGUGUGAAAUGUUAGUGUCUCGCUGAGCAUGUUAAUAUUAAUGAUGCCACCGGAGAAGUUACGGCAGCCACUAAGACGCUGCAGAGAUGGGAAACGCAACGCUUGUGAUUUUCAUCGUGAGAAGAAAUUAUAUAAAAGACCCUACAAUCCAAUGCCAGCCCGAAAGGGGCUGCUUGCGCCCCAAAAUACCUUCUUGGAUACGAUCGCAACACGUUUCGAUGGCACACAUUCAAAUUUCGUGCUUGGCAAUGCGCAGGCAAAUGGCAAUCCAAUUGUUUAUUGUUCGGAUGGCUUCGUGGAGCUGACAAGAUAUUCGCGUGCGCAAAUAAUGCAAAAGGGAUGCUCGUGCCAUUUCCUGUACGGUCCGGAAACAAAAGAAGAGCACAAACAGCAAAUUGAGAAAAGUCUGAUGAAUAAGACCGAAUUGAAAUUGGAAGUUAUUUUUUACAAAAAAGAUGGUUCACCGUUUUGGUGUCUCUUUGACAUUGUGCCAAUUAAGAACGAGAAACGGGAUGUGGUGCUCUUUUUGGCAUCGCACAAGGAUAUUACACAUACAAAAAUGUUGGAGAUGAAUGUCAAUGAAGAAUGUGAUAGCGCUGCUUUGUUGGGCGCGCGUUUUCGUGCCGGUUCCAAUGCUGGCAUGUUGGGCUUGGGCGGCCUGCCGGGCCUAGGCGGUCCACCGACAUCGGAGGCGGAUGGCGACGGCAUGGAGGGCAAUAAUCUGGAUGUACCUGCUGGCUGUAAUAUGGGACGACGACGUAGUCGUGCGGUGCUCUAUCAACUGUCCGGUCACUAUAAGCCGGAGAAGGUGAAGACGAAAUUGAAGUUGGGAAAUAAUUUAUUGCAUUCAACAGAGGCGCCUUUUCCCGAAUACAAAACGCAAUCAAUAAAAAAGUCACGCUUCAUUCUGCCGCAUUAUGGUGUUUUCAAGGGUUUUUGGGACUGGAUUAUAUUGGUGUCGACAUUCUAUGUGGCCGUUUUGGUGCCAUACAAUGCGGCAUUCGCGAAAGCGGAUCGCCAAACCAUGGUAUCGGAUGUUAUUGUGGAGGCGCUAUUCAUAGCAGACAUUUUAUUGAAUUUUCGUACAACAUUCGUCUCGAGCAAAGGUGAAGUUGUCUCCGAUUCGAAGCUGAUUGCCAUUAACUACUUGCGUGGCUGGUUUGUCGUGGAUUUGCUGGCGGCGCUGCCGUUCGAUCAUCUCUAUGCAUCGGAUCUAUAUAAUGGCGAGGAGUCACACAUUCAUUUGGUGAAAUUGACACGACUGUUGCGCCUGGCACGUUUGCUACAAAAAAUGGAUCGAUACUCACAGUACACCGCCAUGAUACUGACACUGUUGAUGUUAUGCUUCUCGCUGGUGGCGCAUUGGUUGGCCUGCAUCUGGUAUGUCAUUGCCGAAAAGGAGUACAUGAUGAAUGAUAGCGGCUGGGAUAUAGGUUGGAUGCACGCUUUGUCGGAGCGCUUGAAAAUACCCAUCACGAAUAUCACCAACGCUGAGGCCUAUUCAACAGCGCUGUAUUUCACUUUCACCAGCCUGACAUCGGUGGGGUUCGGCAAUGUGUCCGCGAAUACGACGGCCGAGAAGGUCUUCUCCAUCAUCAUGAUGCUAAUUGGAGCAUUAAUGCACGCCGUCGUGUUCGGUAAUGUGACGGCGAUAAUCCAGCGCAUGUAUUCACGGCGCUCAUUGUACGAGAGCAAAUGGCGUGACUUAAAGGAUUUUAUAGCGCUGCAUCAGAUGCCCAAAGAACUGAAACAAAGGAUUGAAGAUUACUUUCAGACAUCGUGGUCGCUCAACCAUGGCAUUGAUAUUUAUGAGACGCUACGCGAAUUUCCCGAGGAGCUGCGCGGCGACGUGUCCAUGCAUCUGCACCGUGAGAUUCUACAAUUGCCGAUAUUCGAAGCCGCUUCACAGGGUUGCCGAAAACUUCUCUCACUACACAUCAAGACCAAUUUUUGUGCACCCGGUGAAUUUUUGAUACACAAAGGUGAUGCGCUGAACUAUAUCUACUAUCUUUGCAAUGGUUCCAUGGAGGUCAUCAAGGACGAUAUGGUGGUGGCCAUAUUGGGCAAAGGUGAUUUGGUUGGUUCUGACAUUAAUGUGCAUUUGGUGGCCACAUCCAAUGGCCAAAUGACAGCGACCACCAACAGUGCUGGGCAGGAUGCGGUGGUGCGCAGCAGCAGCGAUGUGAAGGCGCUGACUUACUGCGAUUUGAAGUGCGUACAUAUGGGCGGUCUAGUUGAGGUGCUACGUCUCUAUCCGGAAUACCAACAACAAUUCGCCAAUGAUAUACAGCAUGAUCUCACAUUUAAUUUACGUGAGGGAUAUGAUGCUCUGCAGGAGAUGACCUUCUCGACCAUGGCCUCACAGGCUAGUUUGAAAUUCCCACCGGCGCGUUCUAUACCCAAUAUAUGUGGCACAGUCGGAAGCGCGGUUGGUAUGGGCAGCACCAUGCACUUUGUUGCGAGUAGCGCAGAUGAUAUGUCACUGCAGCGCUCGUCCUCUCAUCCGCCCGAGAUUUGGGGACGUGAAAUGCAACUGCCCUUUGUUGGUGGUGCUGCAGUGCAAGGAGGUGUGGCUAGUGUUGAUGCUGGUGGUGGUAUAAGUGCCACCGGCAGCGCUAAGACAAACUCACCGGCUGCCCCAGAAGUGCCGAAGAUAUCGCGCGCUACACAAACAGACUUCUAUAAGAUAGACUUUCCCGUUUUCGAACGUUUCGUAUUGGCCAAUCCACGUCUGGUUCUCGGCUUGCUAGGCAUUGAUCCUGCGAUAAAGACUGAAAUCGAAUUGCUACAACAACAACAGACUCUACAAGUAUCGCCACUGAAUACAAUCGAGGAAGUCAUAUCGCCCGCCGAAGGCCCUGGCUCAAUUACUGGCUCUAAUGAACGUCUGCUGGGCGACAGCUUUUGCGGCAAUGGUAAGUCGUAUGCACUGAUGGACGACGAGAACUCCAAUGACUAUCGUUGGAUAAUGAAGCAUUCCGUGAGUAAAAGUAGUAACUGUUGUCGCUCGACUGAGGCUUUGCUGCAGCCCAUUGAAGAGCAACAAGAGUUACCAAAGUACACCGUUCCAUCAGCUCAACGCAUGCCACAAUCACCGCCCUCACGCUACGAGCAACACUAUACGUCCGCUACGACAACCGCGACGACAAUCAUAGCAGCGACGGCGGCUUCCGCGGAUCCAGCGAUCAACUUACAGUUAAUUAGCGAAGCAGAACGUACAGGCGGUCUUGCAAAGAAUCAACAGCAACCACCAGCGGCACACCGUACGACACGUCGGAACUCCAACACCAACUACAGCCAACAACAUCACAGCAACAGUAAUAGCAGUCUCUCGAGUAAUGCAUCCACACAUUCGAAUAGCAGCAACAGUCCGCCUGCGGUAACAACUGCCGGCACGACUGGACACAAUGGACCGGUUGGUGGUGGAGUCGGCACCAACAGCAAUGGUAGUGGUGGGGCUGGUGGAGGCAGUAGUGCGCCCAGUAACAACAACGGUCGGCGUUCGUCUUGGAAACUGCAUCGUUCGCAAAGUGGUGACUAUAAGCGUUUACCCGAAGCGCUAGAGGACUCACCGCCGGGCAAGAUCAUCACCGCCGCAACAGCAACAACAACCACAUCUGUCACACAUUAUGCUUACAGCGGAAGCGGUGCCGCCGAUGAACAUCUCGAACUACUCGCCAGCAGACGCUCGUCCCGCGCCAGUUGUGCAUCCGUGGUUAGCGCGGCGACGGAGGCAGCAGCGGUAAGCAAGCGCAAUAGCCUAAAUGCGAAUCGGUCGCUACUGAGUGUGACUGGUGGUGGCGCCGGUGGUGCAAACGGCGCACACAGUCACACGAGUUACCGUUUCUCCGCCGGUGAUGCUGACAAAUUGGAGAAGGGACUGAAAGGAUUACCAUCGACGAGAUCGCUGAGGGAUGCGAGCGUGAAUUAGCUGACAGACGGUGGUUGGAAAAUCAGGAACUGAUUUAAGAGUAGAAGUAGUGGUAGCUGUAUAACUAGCUAGUUUGAUAAAAAAAUAUGAACCAUGUGCUGUGCAGUAGUUGAAAAAGACAGAGUUGUAUAGUUGUACAAAUGAGAACAGUGAUAAAGUUGAAGAAGGCGUAGGUUGUAUUUUAGCUGCAGCAAUUCAAAUUAUAUAGUUAAGGAAGAAGAAAGUGACAGGGAAUAUAUUUUAAUGCAGUGGUUAAGGACAAGAACGUAUAUAGAGUGAUCUUGAAAUAAAUAGGUUUAAGAAGGUUUGAUGGAUACAAUGCAACAAGGGUUAUGGUCAUCUCAUACAUAGGUACGUAUUACUGUUGAGUUUUUCACUAAGAUCGCUUUCAGUGAGAUUGGAGAUUGAAGUACAGUACCAUUUUGAGCUAUUUCUUAUAUAUAUAAUGAUUUGAGAGACUCAAAUGCUCACCUAACAUAUAGUAGAUUAGCACUCGAAACUUUCGGUGAUAUGCGCUCUAGUGAGUACCAUAAUUGGAAGUAGUACGAAGAUUAUCUCAUAUUUGAAUUGUUCGGAGAGCAGCUAGAGAGCGUGAGCAUAAAUUUGAGUGUGAUUUUUGAAUUGAGUGAGUUUAUAGUAACAGUGAGUGAUUUUAUCAUAUAUGUUGAGAAGAAGUAAUAUUUUUAGCAACAUAAAAGUGAAAAAAAAAUGAAAAUAAAAUAUUAAUAAAAAAUCCAUGCACUAAUGUACACAAACAUAUAUUUUGUUAAAUUUAUGUUGAAUUCUCUUGAUGUGAUUUUUAACUGUUUGUGAAAUUUAAAAAUAAACAAAGCGUUAAAUUUAAGAAUAUGUUAGGCUUAGGAACAAGAUAAAUUCACUAAAAAUAAAUAAAAAAUAAAUUUUAAAAUUAUAUUUUAAAAUUAAAUUUAAGUCAAAAUAUAUAUUUUAAGUGAACAAAAUAAGAAUAAAGCAGCUUAAGUAACAAAGUGAGGUGCUUAAGAGAACUAUAUGUAGUAUAAUUGACUAGUAUCUUUAUAAAUAUUUAUUUAAAAAUUUUGACUUACAACUGAAUAUAUUUAUAAAAUAAAAUUAUUAUAUCACCGCUACCUUCGCAAAUACCUAAACACAUAAAUUAUAUCAACUUGAAGCCUGGCUGUCACUAAAAAGUUCGAAAGAAGUAUAACUGUAAACAGAGACAUAUGAACAUAUAAAUGAUAUCAAUCUAUUGGGUGAUCUAUGCUCGAAACAUUUAUAUAUUGUGUGAGCACACGUAGUAUAGUCUUAUUGCUGCAAAUCAUUUAUGGAAAUCUCUUGUUAUGAAAAUCACUUGAAUACGUUGUUAAACAUUAUUUAUUUCCAAUAUAAAUAUUAUGUUUUAUUUCAUGUUUUUUGUUAUUUUUAGAAAUUUAAAAUUGAAAAAAAGGCUCAUGACUGUUUUAGAUUUUGUAUGCCAAUUAGUAUGCUUGCUGUCGAAAUAAAUAAAAUAAGAGUCUUAAAAUAAAUCUCAAAACUACAUUAUAUUAUAGAAAUAUAUAUAUUUUGUUAAGAGAAAAGAAUAAUAAGCGAGCUGAGCUUAAGAGUGUUAAAUAUAAUAAAAGUUAAAUUAAGUGUUGUAAAAUAUUAAAUAAUGUUUGUAUAAAUGUUGAACUAAUGCUCUAAGCUUUCUACUUCCGUAAAAAAUAGCACAAGAAGUCAUAAAAGUUAUUGGUAAAAAGUAAAAUAAAAAGUUUUAGUUUAAGGUCAGAAAAUUUUAAGCAAAAAAUAUAAAAAAAAAAUUCCAAGUACUAGUUAUUUGUAUGCCAAUUUCUGCAGGCUUGAAUUUUAUUAAAUAUUUCUUAAACCUGAAAGACUUACAAUACCUGCUCAAAUUAAGUAAUGAAACUACAUACAACUAAGUAUACAUACAUAAAUAUAUAUGUUGAAUAUUUAAUUAAUAAGCUAUCAUAUAGUAGUUAUAUGUAUAUGAAAAAUUAAAACUAACAAAGUAGAAAACUGAAGUGAAAAGUUCAGCUUACAGUUGGAAAAAUAAAUAAAAAAUAAAAAAUUAAAAAAACAAAAAUAAAUUCCAAAAAAAUCAGACAAAAAAACAUCAAAGAUAUACAGAAAAAAAAAAAAACAAAAAUUAUCAAAACAUAGUUUCCGUUCUUAUCUGUAAAUUCAAUGUUUUAAGCCAAACACAAAACAAAGCAAAACAAACAACUUUUCCAAUGCCAACAAAACUCAGCUGGACUGAAACGCAUACAAUUAAUCAACAACAAGAAUACAUACAUAUGCAUAUAUUCAGUAGAGUAAAAAUACAUCAAAUAACAGUAUA